Aethalodelphis obliquidens (Pacific white-sided dolphin) is the source of this 6297-nucleotide messenger RNA. It is a transcript of the gene COL5A3, whose product is annotated as collagen type V alpha 3 chain. The coding region runs from base 114 to 5456 and encodes 1780 amino acids. The record is from RefSeq and is a predicted model, not a curated record. NCBI's taxonomy places the organism in Eukaryota, Metazoa, Chordata, Mammalia, Artiodactyla, Delphinidae. Gene Ontology annotation, biological process: extracellular matrix organization. Gene Ontology annotation, molecular function: extracellular matrix structural constituent conferring tensile strength. The transcript has 66 exons.
CCUGUGGAUCCCGAGUGGAGCCGGCCGCCGCGAGAGUGCCCUGAGCCCGUGGAGUCGCCGCGCCCCGCAGCCGCCCAGGCUGGUCCCCCGCCUUGAGUGUGGGUCCCGUGGGAAUGGGGAGUCGCUGGGCCCUGGGCCAGCCGCGGGCCGGCCUCUGCCUGCUCCUGGUGUCUCUGCAGCUUCUCCCCCGGACGCAGGCCGACCCUGUGGAUGUGCUGAAGGCCCUGGGCGUGCGGGGGGGCCAGGCUGGGCUCCCCGAGGGUCCCGGCCUCUGCCCCCAGAGGGUCCCGCAGGGCGACCGGGCAUUCAGGGUGGGCAAGGCCAGCACGCUCAGUGUCCCCACGUGGGAGCUCUUUCAAGCCGAGCACUUUCCCGAGAGCUUCUCCGUGCUGAUCACUCUGCGUGGCCGGCCAGCCAACCAGUCUGUCCUUCUAUCCGUCUACAAUGAGGCCGGUGUCCGGCAGCUGGGCCUGGCGUUGGGGCCAGCUCUGGACCUCCUAGGUGACUCCUUCAGCCCCCUCCCCCAGCAGGUCAACCUCACGGAUGGCAGGUGGCACCGUGUGGCGGUCAGUGUGGAUGGUGGGAUGGUGACCCUGGUGGCUGACUGUGAACCUCAGCCCCCCGUAUUGAGCCAGGGACCUCGAAUCAUCAGCAUGGCUGGACUUACUGUGCUGGGGACCCAGGACCUCGGGGAGGAGACUUUUGAGGGAGAUAUUCAGGAGCUGCUGAUAAGCUCAGAUCCUCAGGCUGCCUUCCGAGCCUGUGAGCAGUACCUUCCUGGCUGCGACGACCUGGAUCCUGGAGCCACAGGGGUACCCCAGCGGGAGCCAGAAACCCCUCCCCGUCGGCGGAAGGGGAAGGGAAAAGGGAAGAAAAAAGGGCGAGGUCGUAAGGGGAAGGGCAGGAAGAAGAAGAACAAGGAAGUUUUGGCCCUGAGCCCACCUCCCGUCUCCCUGGAGAACCAGACCUCCACUGACAUCCCCAAGACAGAGACACCAGCUCCAACUCUGCCUCCAACUCCCGCGCCUUUGGUCAUCACCACGACUGUGGCCAUUGGCAGCAACGUCACCGUCCUAGAGGAGAGCUUGGACCCCGACAAUGGAACUGAACUGGAGACCGUGGAGACUGAGUUAGCCAGAGAAGAAGAAGAAGAAGGUGGUCCCACCAUGGGCCCCCACUUCCGGGCAGCAGAACAGUCAUGGAGGACUGAGUUGCAGAUCUUUCCUGGCGCUGGGGAGAAGGGAGAAAAAGGAGAACCGGCCGUGAUUGAACAGGUGAGGGGCCUGGGGCUGGAGGACGUGGCGGGGUCUGUGCUAGAAUGGGGGUCACACUUAUUUCUCCCCCAGGGACAGCAGUUUGAAGGACUUCCAGGAGGCCCAGGACCCCAAGGGGUGGUUGGCCCCUCAGGUCCUCCUGGCCCGCCAGGAUUCCCUGGGGACCCUGGUCUACCGGGCCCCGCUGGCCUCCCAGGAAUCCCUGGAGUUGAUGGGAUCCGGGGUCUACCAGGCACUGUGAUCAUGAUACCGUUCCAGUUUGCAAGAGGCUCCCUCAAAGGACCCCCAGUCUCCUUCCAGCAGGCCCAGGCUCAGGCAGUCCUGCAACAAGCUCAGCUCUCUAUGAAAGGCCCCCCUGGCCUGGUGGGGCUCACUGGGCGCCCAGGCCCCGUGGGUCUCCCUGGGUAUCCAGGUCUAAAAGGAGAGAUGGGAGAAAUGGGGCCACAGGGCCCCCGAGGACUUCAGGGACCUCGUGGACCCCCUGGCAGACAGGGAAAGAUGGGCCGCCCUGGAGCAGAUGGGGCUCGAGGCCUCCCAGGGGACACAGGACCUAAGGGUGAUCAGGGCUUUGACGGCUUGCCAGGGCUGCCUGGAGAGAAGGGCCAGAGGGGUGACUUUGGUCAUGUGGGGCAACCUGGCCCCCCAGGAGAGGAUGGUGAGAAGGGAGCAGAGGGACCUCCGGGGCCCACCGGCCAGGCUGGGGAGCCGGGCCCCCGAGGACUGAUUGGUCCUAGAGGCUCCCCUGGCCCCUUGGGACGCCCGGGUGUAGUUGGAAGUGACGGUGCUCCAGGUGCCAAAGGAAAUGUGGGUCCUCCAGGAGAACCAGGCCCCCCAGGACAGCAGGGAAAUCCCGGGUCCCAGGGAAUCCCCGGCCCCCAGGGACCCAUUGGCACUCCUGGGGAGAAGGGUCCCCCUGGGAACCCAGGAAUUCCAGGCCUCCCAGGAUCUGAUGGCCCUCUGGGUCACCCAGGUCAUGAGGGCCCAACAGGAGAGAAAGGGGCCCAGGGUCCAGCAGGGUCGGCAGGCCCUCCGGGCUAUCCUGGACCUCGGGGUGUGAAGGGUACCUCUGGCAACCGGGGCCUCCAGGGGGAGAAAGGAGAGAAGGGAGAGGAUGGCUUCCCAGGCUUCAAGGGUGAUGUAGGGCUUAAAGGCGAUUGGGGGCAACCCGGACCCCCAGGUCCUCGGGGAGAGGAUGGUCCUGAAGGGCUGAAGGGGCAGGUGGGGCUUCCUGGUGAGGAGGGGCCCCCAGGCUCAGCUGGGGAGAAGGGCAAGCUUGGGGUGCCGGGUCUCCCAGGUUACCCAGGACGUCCAGGCCCUAAGGGAUCUAUUGGCUUUCCCGGGCCCCUGGCACCAUUAGGAGAAAAAGGGAAGCGGGGGAAGGCUGGGCAGCCAGGCCUGGAAGGAGAGCGGGGACCACCAGGCUCCCGUGGAGAGAGGGGGCAACCAGGUGCCACAGGGCAACCAGGCCCCAAGGGUGAUGUGGGCCAGGACGGAGCCCCUGGGUUCCCUGGAGAAAAGGGCCUCCCAGGUCUGCAAGGCCCUCCUGGGUUCUCUGGACCAAAGGGUCCCCCUGGCCCCCAAGGGAAAGACGGGCAACGUGGGCACCCUGGACCUAGAGGAGAAUUGGGCUUCCAAGGUCAGACAGGCCCACCUGGACCAGCUGGUGUCGUGGGUCCUCAGGGAAAGACGGGAGAAGCAGGGCCUCUGGGUGAGAGGGGGCCCCCAGGCCCCCCUGGAUCUCCUGGUGAACAAGGUCUUCCGGGCCUGGAAGGCAGAGAGGGGGCCAAGGGGGACCUGGGACCACUGGGACCCUUUGGGAAGGAAGGGCCACCUGGACACAGGGGCUUCCCUGGUCCCCAAGGAGCCCCCGGGGACCCAGGACCUACUGGUUUGAAGGGUGACAAGGGCCCCCCUGGCCCCGUCGGGGCUAACGGCUCCCCUGGGGAGCGUGGUCCUGUAGGCCCAGCAGGGGGCAUUGGACUUCCUGGCCAAAGUGGAGGCCAAGGUCCUGUUGGCCCUGCAGGCGAGAAGGGGUACCCGGGUGGACGCGGCCCCCCUGGUCCCACUGGCAAAGACGGGAUCCCAGGGCCCCUGGGGCUUCCUGGAUCCCCUGGAGCUGUGGGGCCUUCUGGCGAGGAAGGGGACAAGGGAGAAGUGGGAGACCCAGGUCACAAAGGCAGCAAAGGCGAUAAGGGGGAUGCGGGCCCACCUGGACCAACAGGGAUACGGGGUCUUGUGGGACACCCAGGCUCCCCGGGGGCAGAUGGGGCUCAGGGACGCCGGGGACCUCCAGGCCUCUUUGGGCAGAAAGGAGAUGAUGGAGUGAGAGGCUUCAUGGGGGUGAUUGGCCCCCCUGGCCUGCAGGGGAUGCCAGGCCCUCCUGGAGAAAAGGGGGAAGUUGGAGACGUAGGGUCCAUGGGUCCCCAUGGAGCUCCAGGCCCUCGGGGUCCCCCGGGCCCCAGCGGAUCAGAGGGUCCUCCAGGGCUGCCUGGGGGAGUUGGUCAGCCUGGAGCAGUGGGCGAGAAGGUGAGAGAGAGAGAGAACCAAAGUCUGCCUGGGGGUGAGCCAGGGGAGCCUGGAGACCGGGGACCCCCAGGAAUCCCAGGCAUCCCUGGGCCCAAGGGAGAAAUUGGUGAAAAGGGGGAUGCAGGCCCAUCUGGGGCAGCUGGACCGCCGGGCAAGAAAGGCCCCCCUGGAGAAGAUGGAGCAAAAGGGAACGUGGGCCUCACAGGGCUCCCAGGAGACCUAGGCCCCCCCGGAGACCCUGGGGUUUCGGGUCAAGACGGCCCCCCAGGGGAGAAGGGAGACCCUGGAGAUGUGGGGGGACUGGGUCCACCUGGUGCUUCUGGGGAACCCGGUCCCUCUGGGCCCCCUGGCAAAAGGGGUCCUUCCGGUCGCACGGGUCGAGAAGGCAGAGAAGGGGAGAAAGGUACCAAGGGGGAACCAGGUCCCGACGGGCCCCCAGGGAGGACAGGCCCAGUGGGGACUCGAGGGCCCCCUGGGCGUGUCGGGCCUGAGGGUCUUCGAGGGAUCCCCGGCCCUGUGGGUGAAGCAGGCCUGCUGGGACCUCCUGGACAGUUGGGCCCUCCUGGCCCCCUGGGGCCCUCUGGCCUCCCAGGGCUGAAGGGAGAUGCUGGCCUCAAGGGGGAAAAGGGCCACAUCGGAUUAAUUGGUCUCGUUGGCCCCCCUGGGGAGGCUGGUGAGAAAGGGGAUCAGGGUUUGCCAGGAGUGCAAGGCCCCCCUGGCCUCCAGGGAGAACCUGGUUCCCCUGGUCCCAUCGGCUCUCUGGGCCACCCUGGACCCCGAGGUGUGGUGGGUCCUCCAGGACAGAAAGGUUCAAAGGGGUCCCCGGGAUCCCAAGGUCCCCGCGGAGACACUGGACCCCCAGGUCCCCCCGGCCCCCAGGGUCCAUCUGCGCAGCUGCACGGGCUGCGCCGGCGCCGGCGCUCGGUCCCGAGCCCGGGAGUCCCGGAGGGCGGCCUGGAGGAGGUGCUGGCCUCGAUCACGUCGCUGAGCUUCGAACUGGAGCAGCUGCGACGCCCUCCGGGCACGGCUGAGAACCCGGGCCUCGUGUGCAGCGAGUUGCACCGCAACCACCCGCAUUUGCCCGACGGGGAAUACUGGAUUGACCCCAAUCAGGGCUGCGCGCGGGAUGCGCUCAGGGUUUUCUGCAACUUCACGGCGGGAGGAGAGACCUGCCUUUACCCAGACAAGAAGUUUGAGACCGUGAAACUGGCCUCCUGGUCCAGAGAAAAGCUGGGAAGCUGGUAUAGCACAUUCCGUCGAGGGAAGAAGUUCUCCUACGUGGAUGCGGAUGGGGCCCCGGUGAGUGUGGUGCAGUUGACCUUCCUGAAGUUGCUGAGUGCCACAACCCGCCAGAGCUUCACAUACUCCUGCCAGAACUCGGCCGCCUGGCUGGACGAAGCUGCAGGAGACCAUGGCCGCUCUGUCAGUUUCCUUGGGACCAACGGGGAGGAGCUGUCCUUCAACCAGACGGCAGCAGCCACCAUCACUGUUCCCUACGACGGCUGCAGGCUACGGAAGGGACAGACGAAGACCCUCUUCCAGUUCAGCUCUUCCCGAGUGGGAUUUCUGCCCUUAUGGGAUGUGGCGUCCGCUGACUUUGGCCAGACGAACCAGAAAUUUGGGUUUGAACUGGGCCCUGUCUGCUUUAGCAGCUGAGAGCUUCAUGGGUGGGAGGGAAAAUGAGGGAGCCCCAGAUGGGGCACAUUUGGUGCUGAGGCUUUGAAGCCAUCACAUUUAUCGUCUCCUGGGACUGUGGAGCCAGGAGACAGUCUGCUCAUCACCGUCAAACAGUAUUCCUUCUCCAUUCCGGGGGUCUGGAGGCUGGACUCCCCUGGCCCAUGAGUCCCAUUUCCCUGCACUUCACCCCGGCUGGCAUAACUGUAGUCUGGCUCUGUCUCCCCUUCAUGCUCACCCGAUGCUCAACUCCCUCCCCUGACCCCCAUGCAAUGGACUUCUAACUCAGAGCUGAUGAAUGCCCCCCAUGCCUGCCUCGCACCCCUCAGUCAGUGCUCUCAACACCCUUUGGUGCUACCUUCCGCAUAGUUAAGCACUGGAUGUCUCCUGAUCCCAGGCUGGGACCUCUUCACUCAUUCCUAUUUUCAGGUGGGUUCACAGUGAAUGGACUGAAGUCAGACGACAGAGGGAAGUGGGAUUUCCCUGGGCUGAGCUGUGUGUUCCUUCUGUUGCCUCAGCCCCGCUAGCUCUGAAUACUGCUUCCCCCCAUAUCUCCCCAAAUGCACCUUGCCAUGCCAGAUGGUUUGGGGACCAGGAUGGUGGAGGGUAAAUCAGGAUCCUAAUGGUGCUGCCCUAUUUAUACCUGGGUCUGUAUUAAAAGGGAAAACCCCCUCUGUUGUAUAUUUAAUCUGCUUCUUCCUUAGGGAGGGCUGGGAUAUGAUGAGAGAGAUUCUAGCAUGAUCCCCAAGUCCACCCCCCACCCCGCCCCAGGCCAUAGGGCAUAAUUGGCUUCUCAAGUCUGAGAAUAAACCAGUGAACUGUG